UUCCCCUCCUUGAUCUAUUAACGAAACGCAUAGUUUCACCGUGUUGCCUCUGUUUGUCAACGUAAUCCUAAUUCCUAAUCCAUAGUAACAAUAUCGGCGAGAGCCAUAACAUAUAGCCAGCCAGUCACAGAAGCAGAAGCACAAAACCAUGUGUGCCUGCCUUCCUUCCUCCCCGAUCUCAGUUUCCGUCACUAAUAUUAGUGAAUUAGCUCUUUCAACCAGACCCAUUGCCAAAUCCUUUCAUUCUUCAAACCCUUGGAAGAAGCUAUACAAUGCUACUAGAAACGACAUCUCGUUUUUGUGCAUUCGCAGUGUAGGGUCUAUUUACAAGACGAAGGUGUUAGGCUCGGAGAAUUAUCAUGGGUUUACUGGGGACGAAGACGAGGAGGACUAUUUCGAUUUCGAGACGCCUCGAAGACAAGAAAAGCAGAUUUCUUCGGAGUUUUUGGAGUUGAAGGGUGGGGUGGUAGAUGAGAAGGAAAUUGGAAAGCGUAAGGUGAAAUUGGAGGAUGAGAAUGGUGAUGGUGAGGAGAAGUUGACUAUGGCUAGUGGAAGAUUUGGGAUUAAGAAUGGCAGACAAGUGAUAAGGAGGUCGAACUUGCUAGCGAAGCAAGUCAUCAGCAUACGAAAUGCUUUGGCUUUAGGCUUCGUUUCUCAGCUUUGGGUUGACACCACUUCUUGGAUUGUAUUGUUCGUAGAAGUGAGGCCAAGCUUGCUCUCUGGGGAGUCUGAACGUUUUCUUUUCGAGGAUGUUAGACAAGUUGGUGAUGUUGUGCUUGUUGAGGACGAGACAGUGAUCGAAAAUGAAUUUAAAAUGGUUGGACUGGAAACAUUGGUAGGGUACAAAGUUGUAACACCAGAUCGGCAGAAUAUUGGCAAGGUGCGUGGAUAUACUUUUAAUAUUAAUUCAGGGGCUAUUGAAUCACUAGAGCUUGAUUCUUAUGGAAUCUCAAUAAUUCCCUCAAGUUUGGUUAGUACAUAUGCCUUGCUUGUUGAGGAUGUGCUGGGAGUUCUCUCUGAUGCUGUUGUGGUACAUGAAGCUGCAGCUACACGAAUACAUAGAUUGACCAAGGGUUUUUUGGAUUCACAUAAUGGCAGUUCUUCGAUAGAUAAUCUGGAUGAAUACUCCAAUUUUGAUAGACCUUUAAGAGGCCCUAAAAGUAAGUUUCAUAAAUUGAAUAAAGAGAUGGAGGAUGAUUGGGAGCUUCCAAUGGAUUACUUGUGACCUAUCUUCUGUCCAAACAGAGCUGACACAAUAGAUACAAAGAAUGGGCCCUCGUUUUCUUCUCUUCUGUGCCUCUGUUAUUUUUCUUUUUUGGCGGACUGAGUUGUUAUGGUACGAAUACAAUUACAAAAACUUGUUUGUAAAUUGUACUGUUAUUUGCUCUAAUUUGGAUGUACCAUUGCCAACUUUCUGCAGCAAGAGCUUUGUAUAUAUAAUUAAUUGUAAAUGGAAUAUUAGUUAAAAAGGAUGUUAGCUCGAGGAAAUGCAAAAGGGCUGUACAAAUAUAUGUACAUUUAAAAAAAUUUAUUCCGUCUU
Humulus lupulus (European hop) is the source of this 1540-nucleotide messenger RNA. RefSeq lists its product as uncharacterized. Bases 149 to 1225 code for a protein of 358 amino acids. Lineage: Eukaryota; Viridiplantae; Streptophyta; Magnoliopsida; Rosales; Cannabaceae. The record is from RefSeq and is a predicted model, not a curated record. The transcript has 7 exons.